AUGCCCAGGUCUUCGACUCUCAAGGAUUCCACUCCAACCUCUCCUCAGUCCGCAGCCUCGGCUCUCGCCGCCUACAGGCAGAAACUCAUAGACCGCCUCCCCGUCUUCGUCUCGGCCGGCUACCGCGACGCCAUCCACGGCGUCAUCCAGGCGCAGGUGGACGCCCCGAACCUCGACUGCCGGCUCCGCUGGGUAGUUGAGGCUGCCUACCACAACAACGCUGAGCCCACGUCCCGCGAGGUCAUCACCCUCUGCCUUUUCUUCGACUCGGGAGCUCUCGAGGACCACAGCCUCCGCGUCCAGCACAACUUCUAUGCCAAGAACCCGGCCCUCGCGCGCCAUAUGCACGAAUGGUCCCUCCAGGGUCUUGUCGACAAGCACAACGCCAAGGUCCGCGCUGGCGACAUCCAAGCGCACUGUGUCGUCUUCAGGGGCGGUCGCGACGACGAACACGCCGCUACCCUUGCUGCUGUCGGUUCCGGCGUCGUGAACCACACCAAAGCCGCCGCCCGAUGUGAGAAACGCCCGGCCUCAGCCGUCGAAAACCUUUCUCCUUCCCCCCCGGCCACUCGCCGUCCCAAUCCCCCGAUCAACCUGGCUCUCGCUCGCUUCGGGAGAAGGAACACGCCGCGCCUCAACUCCCUCGUCGAGAGCCUCAGCCUCAAAAAGUUCGCCAGACCCAACGUCGCCGCUUUCAUCCCUGGAAACCCCGGCUCGUCCUACGUGGGCCCUCUCCCACUCGCCUCGGCCUCGCCCUUCUCCCUCGGCAUGCCGGACACCAGGAACGCGCCCGCGCCCGCCAACAUCCCGGACAACACCUUCGAGAACCACUGGACCGUCGCCGAGAAGGCCUCCAACGCGCGUCUGGCCUUCUUCGCCGCGCGCAUCGCCGAGCAUCAUCAGCAGACCCGCGACAAACUCCGCCAGGCCGCCGCCCGACAGCCUCUUGGGGACGACGGCGCCGGGAUUAGAGACUUGGCUGCCUACGUCGCCGAGUCCCAUGGCCUCGCCGCCCGCGUCCGAUUUAGCGCAGCGCCUGGCCCCGGUGACCGCCGUGAAGGCCGAGCGGGAGCAAUAGCUGCAGGAAGCAGCAGCAGCAGCAGCAACAGGAGACAGAGAAAGUUGGGGUCUCGGUGGCAAGUGGAAUGA
Colletotrichum higginsianum IMI 349063 is the source of this 1149-nucleotide messenger RNA. RefSeq lists its product as uncharacterized. Bases 1 to 1149 code for a protein of 382 amino acids. NCBI's taxonomy places the organism in Eukaryota, Fungi, Ascomycota, Sordariomycetes, Glomerellales, Glomerellaceae. The record is from RefSeq and is a predicted model, not a curated record. The transcript has a single exon.